AUGACCAUCAACAUCCAGGUGCGGCACGGGCGUGCGGGAGCCGCCGAGGCCGCACGCCGCGACGCUUCAGCGAGGUCCGCGCCGCUUUUUGCCCGGCCUGAGGAGCAGGCCGCAAUUCCCGGGAAUGCAGCAUCCUCUGGAUCCAUCCCAGUCUGGGUCUCAGUGGGCGAGGGCGCUGGCCAGGGCCCGGAGCAUCUCCGUAUAUGUUUGUACCGCCGAACUUGCCCUCGACAUCUAUGCCUGGCUUUCUUUCUGCUCCGUGUGGCACUGGGGGCUGAUGGUUACGAUGCUGCACGGGAUGCAGAGUGCCGCCUCUUCAACCUGCGCCCCACAGGAAAGCCGAGCCCCAUCAUUAGGCCAAAUGCAGCUGCAGCCGCGGGUGCAGGAGUGCAGGAGCUGGAGACCCUCCUGGCUGAGAACAUGCUGCAGCGCCAGCAACUCGAGCAGAUGAGACUCGUUCAGCUACAGCAGCAGCAGCUUCAGAUGCAGCAGCAGCUCCGCCAGCAGCAGCUGCUGCAGUUCCAGGCACCAGCGCAGGCUGCGGUGGCAAAGUCGAGACCAGACCGCAUGCGAGGUCAGGCUCAGGACAAGAAGCCAAGCUACAACAAGCGUGGGCAGAGGGAGCGCCAGACCACGGUGAUGCUGCGAAACUUGCCACUGGGGUAUAGCCGGGACAUGCUCGUGGAGUUGAUGAACAGGAACGGGUUCUAUGCUUGCUUCGACUUCGUCUACAUUCCGAUCAACUUCCGAUCGCAGGCAAUGUUUGGCUAUGCCUUCGUCAACUUUGUGGAUGAAGCUCAAGCUCUUCGAGCCCGUGACACUUUUGAAGGAUUCACCAAUUGGGGCGUCGAGACGGACAAGAUCUGCGAAGUAUCCUGGAGCGACAUGCACCAGGGUUUGAUGGCGCAUGUCAACCGCUAUCGAAGUAGUCCUGUGAUGCACGAGUCUGUCCCGGAUGAAUACAAGCCGGCUGUGUACUCUCAGGGCAGACGUGUCCCUUUCCCAGCACCGACAAAGCGAAUCCGAGUGCCUCGUAUUCGUCGUGGUCCAGAAGGCGGUCAGGGAGACGAUGGUGAAGGUUCUGAAGGAGAUGAUGACGGCUUGGCGGGAGUAGAUGCUGCCGAGGGAUGA
This is a messenger RNA of Symbiodinium pilosum, 1131 nucleotides long. The record is from the annotation of a GenBank genome assembly. NCBI's taxonomy places the organism in Eukaryota, Dinophyceae, Suessiales, Symbiodiniaceae.